AGUGCCUUGGGCAGCGACAACAUUGUGAGCCAUGCGGUGCGCUACGUUGCUGGCGCUCCUCGCAACGCUGCAGUGGAUCGCGUCGGCCGCACUGCUAGGCGGCUACUCCCAAGACGACCCGUGGCUGGAGGCCGGCCCCAGCAUCGAACCGGCCAGCGAGAAACUCCAGUGGCUCGCCUCACCGCCUCCGUCGUCCGACUACUACCGGUGGCACGACGACCUCAUGCGUCGUUCCCGGCGGCUGAAUGGCGGCGGUGUCCGCUACACGGCGGCCGAACUGGUGGAGAUGCUGCGCAGGCAGGCCGCGUCUAGGAAGCUGCGCCAAGUGCGGGUCUCCAACAAGGGCAUCCGCUUCGGCAUCAGCAAGAGGCUCUUCUAGAGCGGACUCCCCCGAUCAUCACGAUCUGCCGAACCACCCGGAUACCGAACGCUACCCGCACAGCCGGGCUUGCAUUGGCUCGUACUGACUUGCCUUGGCUGGCCUCGGCUUCCCUUGACUUGUAUUGGCUCCUCUUCACUCGCCUCGGUUCGUCUUGGCUGCCUGCUUCAGCUUCCAAUGGCUUGUCUUGGUUCGCUUUGGCUUGCCUCGGCUUUCCUUGACUUGCCUAGGCUUCCGUUAGCUAGUCUUACCUUGCCUCGGCUUGCCUUGGCUUGGCUCGGAUCGCCCUCGCUUGACUCGGCUUGUUUGGGCUUGUCCCAGCUUGCCUCGUCUUGUCUCGGCUUGCCUCGUCUUCCUUGGCUUGCCUCGGCCGAGUGAGUUAGCGUUUUACCCGGGAUCAUGGCGAUUCCCCUUUCUGUGCCCACCGAUCGAUUUGUCCCUUCGCGCGUGCUGGUCGCGCGCACGAGACGCGGUUGGGGACCGUUCUCUUUCUUGGAAAUGUGCUUCGUCCUUACCUGUGUGUCACUGUAUGUUCCAUCGCUCGUUCCGUAAGCACGGAGGCCUGCACGCCUUCGCUGUGAGAGCUAUUUAUUUCCAUUUGAUCACGAGGCCGCGCCAGAGCGGUGCACAUAUCAUCGUCGCGAAAGGUCCUUUGUGGAUUCUGUUCCCCAAUACCUCUUGGCCUGGCACGGGGCUGAACACGGUCGUGGAUGCACAUCCGUGAGCUCCACAAAGUCCGUCAAAUUGGGACGGAAGAGUCGAUAUAUUAAAGCCAAUUGCCA
This is a messenger RNA of Ixodes scapularis (black-legged tick), 1161 nucleotides long. RefSeq lists its product as uncharacterized. The transcript has 3 exons. NCBI's taxonomy places the organism in Eukaryota, Metazoa, Arthropoda, Arachnida, Ixodida, Ixodidae. The record is from RefSeq and is a predicted model, not a curated record. Bases 32 to 379 code for a protein of 115 amino acids.